CGACACUGCACUACACCGUCUCUCGUCCUCACCAUAUCAUCCGUACCCUCAGCACUCGGACAUGGAGCUAUGGACAAGGCCGCGGUCUGAUAUAUACGCGGCUCGCCUAAACUUGGAGCUGUCCUGGCAGUGGGCCUUUGACAGUGUCUACACCGGCGAUUCGGCGGCUUAUCGGCCUCGCAUAUCAAAGAGCGCGUUUGCUGCAGCCAACGUGGAUCACUUCCUAUUUGUCAUGGAGCAGGAAGAGCUGGUUGUCUGCGAGACGCACUACAGAAUUACGAAGGUGGCCGCAGAGCGUUUCGCGGAAGACGACUUCGAGAACGCAUGGAAAGCUUUAUCGGAAAGCAGGCGGCAAGAAAUCGUCUUGGAGGGCAUCUAUAGGCUGAUGGACCAUCCUGUCAUGAAAGAGAGGAGAGAGGAGCCCCGACUCUUCCCUGCAGAACUUGAUGUCCCGCGGUGGCGAAGAGUAUUCGCGCAUGUUAAAGUGCUUACUUCAUUCGAACCUCGAUGCGCCGCCCACGAAGCCUCUCGAGAUACCACAUACAGUUAUAGAUCGCAUACAUACACCUACGGAAGAUCAACUAGCGCAUCCCAGGUGUAGCACCGUCUCCCGCGCGUUGAGACUUAGCAGAAAAUAUUUUCUAUUGUUGGUCAUCUGGGACAUUAUGCUGACAUUCUACGGGAUGAGAGAAGCUCGACGGACUGUAAGAACUGCUCGGCCAUUGAUCAUCCCUACUGAAGGCGUCUCAGAGUCUGCCCUCCGUGAAGUCAUGAGAGAGCACAACGAGCUGCGCAAGCUUAUCCCAAAUGCGUGUUCUUAUUGCGGCCUGUCUGAGGACAGGAUGCCAGCUGGGCGGAAACUCCGAGCCCGCAGCAAGUGCCGCCAGCUUAACAGACGAGUGUUCCACUGCUCAAAGGAAUGUCAAACGAAGGACUGGAAGUUUGGCACUCUGAGGCCUCAUAAGCUCGUCUGCGGGAAGCCGCUGACCGUGGACACCAUAUCAGAGGCGAGCCCGACAGAGGCGGCGAAGACUGCGUCGUGGAUCCUGGACCCCGAUCCUAGCUUUACUCGCUCUCCUGCCCUUCUACAUCAGAUUUCACUACUCAGCGACCACCCUAGGGCAGAUUAUGUGGUGGGUGCUAUCUACCAUCUAGUCUAGGUCGUGCAUCGUGACUAGUUCGAACAGAAUGUGCGCCCGCAUCCUGAAGCAGACAAAGGCAUACGCCUCUCCGACGAGAAUGUGGGACAGUUAGUUACGAGCCGUGUACUUUACUUCGCCGUGCUGACCCAUGAGACUGUUUAGCGGGGAGACUUAUGUUUAGGGUCGUGCUCAACCGAGGUCCAUUCCCUCUA
Molecule: messenger RNA, 1354 nt
Organism: Phanerochaete carnosa HHB-10118-sp
Lineage: Eukaryota; Fungi; Basidiomycota; Agaricomycetes; Polyporales; Phanerochaetaceae
Exons: 3
Coding region: 447-1160 (237 amino acids)
Source: RefSeq, a predicted model, not a curated record